Molecule: messenger RNA, 14400 nt
Organism: Megalops cyprinoides (Indo-Pacific tarpon)
Lineage: Eukaryota; Metazoa; Chordata; Actinopteri; Elopiformes; Megalopidae
Gene: lrp1ab
Product: low density lipoprotein receptor-related protein 1Ab
Exons: 90
Coding region: 485-14182 (4565 amino acids)
Molecular function (GO): protein binding; calcium ion binding
Source: RefSeq, a predicted model, not a curated record
UUGUAACCACCAGCAACAAGAGGUGGUGGGGCGGCGAAGGGAAGCGCGUUUAUUUGUUAUUUUUUUAUUUGAUACGAACAACACUGCCAAUACUGCUGUCACAGAGAAAAAGUGCAACGCUCCCAUCUUUUUCAAACGUAUGGUUUGGUCACGUACCUGACCAAUCGGACCAUUUUUAGUUGUAGCUUGCUUAUAAUCAGUAAGCAACCUACAUGAUUGUUGUACAACAGGGCAAGCCGUAGCCUCGUUGGGCUGUUAAAGCCUUUUUCUUUUUUAAAAGAUAUUGCACACUUGACAUCCAUCCGGCUGCCAAUAUAGCUAGUCGAGCUCGUUAGCAACCUUAUUUCGAGUGCGCGGUGGUGGAGGACGCACAGAAGAUCAGCAGAGUACGCUUGCUACUGGACCAUAUAGCUAGUGGUUCGGGACGAGGAGUUUAAUUGUCCCCGAGAAUUUUAUUUUUUUUAAUUUAUGUUUUAAAUCAACAAUGCUGUCUUCCACGAUAAAGGUGAUGGCAACAGGGUUGCUUUUCCUGGGAAUUCUACUUACUUUGGAGGUUAUCACUCCUUCCAGAGCAAUUGAAGCCCCGAAGACCUGCAGUCCCAAGCAAUUUGUGUGUAAGGAUCAGGUCACCUGCAUUUCCAAGGGGUGGCGCUGUGAUGGAGAGAAGGACUGUCCCGAUGGCUCGGAUGAGUCCCCCGAUGUCUGUCCACACAGCCGUGUAUCCCACUGCCCCCCCAAUGAGUACCAGUGCUUGGGGACCGAGCUGUGCAUCCACAUGAGCAAGCUGUGCAACGGCGUCCAUGACUGCACGGACGGCUGGGAUGAGGGCCCACACUGCCGAGAGUUCGCCUCCAACUGCACGCACUUCGGCUGCCAGGAGAGCUGUGCCGUCACGCCGACGGGGCCCACGUGCUACUGCAGGAACGCCUUCGAGAUCGGCGACGAUGGGAAGACGUGCAAAGAUUUUGACGAGUGCACAGUAUAUGGGACCUGCAGCCAGACCUGCACCAACAGCGAGGGGGGGUACAGCUGCAGCUGCGUGGAGGGCUACCUGGUGCAGCCGGACAACCGCUCCUGCAAGGCCAAGAACGACCCGGUGGAUCGGCCUCCGGUGCUGCUCAUUGCCAACUCCCAGAACAUCCAGGUCACAUAUCUGAGUGGCACCGCGGUCCACAGCACGCUGUCCACCAGCACCAAGCAGACCACAGCCAUGGACUUCGUCUACGCCCAGGAGAUGGUCUGCUGGCUCCACAUGGGCGAAUCAGCCGCCACCACACAGCUCAAGUGCGCUAAGAUCCCCAACCUGAAGAGCUUCACGGACGAGAGGACCAUCAACAUAUCUCUGAGCCUGCACCAUGUGGAACAGAUGGCCAUCGAUUGGCUGACAGGAAACUUCUACUUUGUGGAUGACGUGGAUGAUCGCAUCUUUGUUUGCAACAAGGAAGGGGACACCUGCGUCACACUUUUGGACCAGGAGCUUUACAACCCCAAAGGGAUCGCCCUGGACCCCACCAUGGGGAAGGUUUUCUUCACUGACUAUGGUCAGAUCCCGAAGGUGGAGCGCUGCGACAUGGACGGGCAGAACCGCACCAAGCUGGUGGACAGCAAGAUCGUCUUCCCCCACGGCAUCACGCUGGACCUGGUCAACAGGCUGGUGUACUGGGCCGACGCCUACCUGGACUACAUCGAGGUGGUGGACUACGAGGGCAAGAACCGGCACACCAUCAUCCAGGGUCUGCUGAUUGAACACCUGUAUGGCCUGACGGUGUUUGAGAACUACCUCUACGCCACCAACUCUGACAACGCCAACAUGCAGCCCAAGACAAGCGUCAUUCGCGUCAACCGCUUCAACAGCUCUGACUAUCAAGUAGUCACCCGUGUGGACAAGGGGGGUGCCCUACAUGUGUACCACCAGAGGCGCCAGCCACCAGUGCGGAGCCAUGCCUGUGAGCCGGAUCAGUUUGGGAAGCCGGGCGGAUGUUCGGACAUCUGCCUGCUGGGGAACAGCCAUAAGACACGCACCUGCCGCUGUCGCUCCGGGUUCAGCCUGGGCAGCGAUAGCAAGUCCUGCAAGAAGCCGGAGCAUGAGCUCUUCCUGGUCUAUGGGAAGGGCCGGCCGGGUAUCAUCCGCGGCAUGGACAUGAACGCCAAGGUGCCGGACGAGUACAUGAUCCCCAUCGAGAACCUGAUGAACCCCCGCGCCCUGGACUUCCACGCCGAGAGCGAGUUCAUCUACUUUGCCGACGCCACCAGCUACCUCAUCGGCCGGCAGAAGAUUGAUGGCACCGAGAGGGACACCAUCCUGAAAGAGGGGAUCCACACGGUGGAAGGCAUUGCAGUGGACUGGAUGGCUGACAACUUGUACUGGACGGAUGACGGUCCCAAGAAGACCAUCAGUGUGGCCCGGCUGGAGAAGGCAUCCCAGACCCGCAAAACCCUCAUUGAGGGCAAGAUGACCCACCCUCGCGCCAUUGUGGUUGACCCUCGGCAUGGGUGGAUGUACUGGACGGACUGGGAGGAAGACCCUAAGGAGAGCAAGCGGGGCAAGAUCGAGCGGGCCUGGAUGGACGGCACCAACCGCAACAUCUUCCUCACGUCCAAGACCGUCCUGUGGCCCAACGGCCUGAGCCUGGACAUCCCGCAGGGCAUCCUGUACUGGGUGGACGCCUACUACGACCGCAUCGAGAUGGUCUACCUCAACAACUCUGAGCGCAAGACGGUUUAUGAGGGCCAGGAGCUGAACCACGCCUUCGGCCUCUGCCACUACUCUCACUUCCUCUUCUGGAAUGAGUACCGCAGCGGCAGCAUCUAUAAACUGGACCAGAUCACCAAGAACGUCACCCUGCUGCGCAAUGAGCGGCCGCCCAUCUUCGGGAUCCGCACCUACGAUGCCCAGCAGCAGCAAGGGACCAACAUGUGCCGUGUGAAUAACGGAGGCUGCAGCAGCCUGUGCCUGGCCACCCCGGAAGGCAGAACCUGCGCCUGCGCAGAGGACCAGCUGCUGGACUCGGACAACGUCAGCUGCAAAGCGAACCCGUCCUACAUCCCCCCGCCUCAGUGCCAGCCCGGUGAGUUCGCCUGCAAGAACAACCGCUGCAUCCAGGAGCGCUGGAAAUGUGACGGAGACAAUGACUGCCUGGACAACAGUGACGAGGCGCCCGAGCUCUGCCAUCAGCACACCUGCCCUGCUGACCGCUUCAAGUGCCAGAACAACCGCUGCAUCCCCACACGCUGGCUGUGCGACGGGGACAACGACUGCGGCAACGACGAGGACGAGUCCGACAGCACCUGCUCAGCCCGCACGUGCCCCGCCAACCAGUUCUCAUGCUCCAGCGGGCGCUGCAUCCCCAUCUCCUGGACCUGUGACCUGGAUGACGACUGUGGCGACCGCUCUGACGAGCCGGCCUCCUGCGCCUACCCCACCUGCUUCCCUCUCACUCAGUUCACCUGCAACAACGGCAGAUGCAUCAACGUAAAUUGGCGCUGCGACAACGAUAACGACUGUGGAGACAACAGCGACGAGGCGGGCUGCAGCCACUCCUGCUCCAGCGCACAGUUCAAGUGCAACAGCGGCCGCUGCAUUCCAGAGUACUGGACCUGCGACGGGGACAACGACUGCGGCGACUACAGCGACGAGACCCACGCCAACUGCACCAAUCAGGCCACACGCCCGCCAGGGGGCUGCCACAUGGAUGAGUUCCAGUGCCGCAUCGAUGGCCUCUGCAUCCCCAUGCGCUGGCACUGCGAUGGUGACACCGACUGCAUGGACCUGAGUGACGAGAAGAACUGCGAGGGCGUGGCCCACACCUGUGACCCCGCCGUCAAGUUCAGCUGCAGGGACUCUGCCCGCUGCAUCAGCAAGGCAUGGGUGUGCGACGGGGACAGUGACUGUGAGGACAACUCGGACGAGGAGUUCUGUGAGGCGCUGGUGUGCAAGCUCUCCCACCACGUCUGCGCUGGCAACGAGUCCAUCUGCCUGCCCUCUGAAAAGCUUUGCGACGGGACCGAGGACUGCCCUGACGGCUCCGAUGAGAAGCUCUGCGACCUGUGCUCGCUGGGCAACGGAGGCUGUAGCCACAACUGCACCAUCGCCCCAGGGGAGGGCAUCCUCUGCUCCUGCCCGCUGGGCAUGGAGCUGGGCCCCGACAACAAGACCUGCCAGAUCCAAAGCUUCUGCGCCAAGCAUCUGAAGUGCAGCCAGCGCUGCCAGCAGGAGAAGCACACAGUCAUGUGCUCCUGCUACGAGGGCUGGGAGCUAGAGGCCGACAAGGCCAGCUGCAAGAGCACAGAUCCCUUCCAUCCUUUCAUCAUCUUCUCCAACCGGCACGAGAUCCGCCGCAUCGACCUCCACAAGGGCGAGUUCAGCGUGCUGGUGCCGGGCCUGCGCAACACCAUUGCCCUGGACUUCCACCUCAACCAGAGCGCCCUCUACUGGACUGAUGUGGUGGAGGACAAGAUCUACCGCGGCAAGCUGUCUGAGAAUGGCGCUCUGACCAGUUUCGAGGUGGUAAUCCAGUACGGGCUGGCCACGCCUGAAGGCCUGGCGGUGGACUGGAUCGCGGGGAACAUCUACUGGGUGGAGAGCAACCUGGACCAGAUCGAGGUGGCCAAGCUGGAUGGUACCAUGCGGACCACACUGCUGGCGGGAGAGGUGGAGCACCCACGGGCCAUCGCCCUGGACCCCCGAUACGGAAUUCUCUUCUGGACUGACUGGGAUGCCAGUCUGCCAAGGAUAGAGGCUGCAUCCAUGAGUGGGGAGGGGCGACGCACCAUCCACAAGGAGACAGGCAAUGGUGGCUGGCCCAACGGGCUGACGGUGGACUACCUGGAGCAGCGCAUCCUGUGGAUCGACGCCAGGUCGGAUGCCAUCUACUCAGCGCAGUAUGAUGGCUCGGGGCUGAUUGAGGUCCUCCGAGGGCACGAGUACCUGUCCCACCCGUUUGCCGUCACUAUGUAUGGGGGUGAGGUCUACUGGACCGACUGGCGCACCAACACGCUGGCCAAGGCCAACAAGUGGACGGGGCUCAAUGUGACAGUGGUGCAGAGGACCAACACCCAGCCCUUCGACCUGCAGGUGUACCACCCCUCCAGGCAGCCCCAGGCUCCUAACCCGUGUGCUGCUAAUGGUGGCAAGGGGCCCUGCUCACACCUGUGUCUGAUCAACUACAACCAGACCUUCUCCUGUGCCUGCCCUCACCUCAUGAAGCUGGGCUCAGACAAGCACACCUGCUACGAGUCACGCCAGUUCCUGCUGUAUGCCCGUCAGAUUGAGAUCCGUGGGGUGGACAUCGACAACCCCUACUACAACUACAUCAUCUCUUUCACUGUGCCGGACAUCGACAACGUCACGGUGCUGGACUAUGACGCGCUAGAGAGCCGCAUCUACUGGUCCGACGUUCGCACCCAGACCAUCAAGCGGGCCUUCAUCAACGGCACCGGGGUGGAGACUGUGGUGUCUGCAGACUUGCCCAACGCCCACGGCCUGGCGGUGGACUGGGUUUCCCGGAACCUGUUCUGGACCAGCUAUGACGCCAACAAGAAACAGAUCAAUGUGGCGCGACUGGACGGCUCCUUCAAGAACGCCGUCAUCCAGGGCCUGGACAAGCCCCACUGCCUGGUGCUGCACCCCAUCCUCGGAAAGCUGUACUGGACCGACGGGGACAACAUCAGCAUGGCCAAUAUGGAUGGUAGCAACCGCAGCGUGCUGUUCACCAACCAGAAAGGGCCCGUGGGUCUGUCCAUUGACUUUGACACAGAGCACCUAUACUGGAUCAGCUCUGGGAACAGCACCAUCAACCGCUGCAAGCUGGAUGGCAGCGAGCUAGAGGUGAUCGAGGGGGUCAAGGGCAAGCUGACCAAGGCUACAGCGCUGGCCAUCAUGGGAGACAAGCUGUGGUGGGCAGACCAGGGCACAGAUCAGAUUGGGACAUGUGACAAGAAGGACGGUGGCAACUGGAAGGUCCUGAGGAACAGCACAUCUCCCAUGAUGCACAUGAAGAUCUACAACGAGACAGUGCAGAAAGGUACCAACUUGUGCAGCAACAAUAACGGCGAGUGCUCCCAGCUGUGCCUGCCCACCUCCCCCAGCACCCGGGCCUGCAUGUGCACAGCCGGCUACAGCCUGAAGAGCGGCCAGCAGUCCUGCGAGGGCGUGGGCUCCUUUCUGCUCUACUCCGUGCAUGAGGGCAUCCGCGGAAUCCCACUGGAGCCCUCCGACAAGUCUGACGCCCUCGUGCCCGUGUCGGGCACCUCCCUGGCGGUGGGCAUCGACUUCCACGCUGAGAAUGACACCAUCUACUGGGUGGACAUGGGUCUGAGCACCAUCAGCCGUGCCAAGAGGGACCAGACAUGGCGUGAGGACAUCGUGACCAAUGGCAUCGGCCGCGUGGAGGGCAUCGCGGUGGACUGGGUCGCUGGAAACAUCUAUUGGACAGACCAGGGCUUCGAUGUGAUCGAGGUGGCCAGGCUGAACGGGUCCUUCCGUUACGUGGUCAUCUCCCAGGGCCUGGACAAGCCCCGUGCCAUCCUGGUGCACCCAGAAAAAGGCUACCUGUUCUGGACAGAGUGGGGCCAGUAUCCACGCAUUGAGCGGUCCCGUCUGGAUGGCUCCCAGAGGGCUGUGCUGGUGAAUGUGAGCAUCAGCUGGCCCAAUGGCAUCACCAUCGACUACCAGGAGGGCUUGCUGUACUGGUGUGACGCCCGAACAGACAAGAUUGAGCGUAUCGACCUGGAGACGGGGGAGAACAGGGAGGUGGUGCUGGCCAGCAACAACAUGGACAUGUUCUCUGUGUCUGUCUUCGAGAACUACAUCUACUGGAGCGACAGGACUCACGCUAACGGUUCCAUCAAGAGGGGGAGUAAAGACAAUGCCACAGACGCCGUCUCCCUGAGGACAGGCGUCGGCGUGCAGCUGAAGGACAUCAAGGUCUUUAACAGGGCCAGGCAGCAGGGUACAAACAUCUGUAAGGACAACAACGGCGGCUGCCAGCAGCUGUGCCUGUACCGUGGCAAUGGAGAACGCACCUGCGCCUGUGCGCACGGCAUGUUGGCAGAGGAUGGGCGCGGCUGCCGCGACUAUGAGGGCUACCUGCUGUACUCGGAGCGCACCAUCCUCAAGAGCAUCCACCUGUCGGACGAGACCAACCUCAACGCGCCCAUUAAGCCCUUCGAGGAUCCUGAGCACAUGAAGAACGUCAUCGCCCUGGCCUUCGACUACCGUGGCGGCGGCGGCAAGGGCGCCAACCGCAUCUUCUUCAGCGACAUCCACUUCGGCAACAUCCAGCAGAUCAACGACGACGGCUCCGAACGCAAGACUGUGGUGGAGAAUGUGGGUUCAGUGGAGGGUCUGGCCUACCACCGGUCCUGGGACACACUCUACUGGACCAGCUACACCACUUCCACCAUCACCCGCCACACGGUCGACCAGAGCCGCUGGGGUGCCUUUGACCGUGACACUGUGGUCACCAUGUCUGGAGAUGACCACCCGCGGGCUUUUGUGCUGGAUGAAUGCCAGGAUCUGAUGUUCUGGACCAACUGGAACGAGCAGUCUCCCAGCAUCAUGCGGGCCUCGCUUUCGGGCGCCAACGUGCUGGUGAUCAUCGGCACCGACAUCCGCACGCCCAACGGCCUGGCCAUUGACCACCACGCUGAGAAGCUCUACUUCUCCGACGCCACGCUGGACAAGAUCGAGCGCUGUGAAUAUGAUGGCUCCCGCCGCUAUGUGGUCCUGAAGAACGAGCCGGUGCACCCCUUCGGCCUAGCAGUCUAUGGGGACUACAUCUUCUGGACGGACUGGGUGCGGAGGGCCGUGCUGCGUGCUGACAAGUACGUGGGUGGAGACAUGAAGGUGCUGCGUGCUGACAUUCCCCAGCAGCCAAUGGGCAUCAUCUCCGUGGCCAACGACACCAACAGCUGUGAGUUUUCCCCAUGUAGAGCAAACAAUGGGGGCUGCCAAGACCUUUGUCUGCUGACUUCUGAUGGGCGGGUUAACUGCAGCUGCCGUGGUGACCGCAAGCUGUUGGAGGACAAUACCUGCACAGCCCAAAACUCAACCUGCAGCAGCAUGGAGGCAUUUGAGUGCGGGAACGGCGACUGCAUCAACUACAGCCUGACCUGCGACGGCAUGGCGCACUGCAAGGACAAGUCAGACGAGAAGCAGUCCUACUGCGCCAAUCGGAUGUGCAAGAAGGGCUACAGGCGCUGCAGCAACGGGCGCUGCAUCGCACACCGCUUCUGGUGCAACGGGGUGGACGACUGCGGAGACAACUCGGACGAGGUGCCCUGCAACGUGACUCUGUGCUCGGCGGAGGAGUUCCAGUGCAAGGAUGGAAGCUGCAUCUUCAACUCCAGCCGCUGCAACCAGGUGGUGGACUGUGAAGAUGCCAGCGACGAGAUGAACUGCACUGCCACCGACUGCUCCAAUUACUUCCGCCUGGGGGUGAAGGGCGUCACCUUCCAGAAGUGCGAGAUGACCUCGCUCUGUUACACCUCGUCCUGGGUGUGCGACGGCUCCAAUGAUUGUGGGGACUACUCUGAUGAGAUGAACUGCCCAGACAAGAAGAAGACAAAGUGCCCGGUGAGCUUCUUCGCCUGUCCCAGUGGCCGCUGCAUCCCCAUGAGCUGGACCUGUGACAAGGAGAACGACUGCGAAAAUGGGGCAGAUGAGACACACUGCGAUAAGUUCUGCUCCUCCACGCAGUUUGAGUGUGGGAACCACCGCUGCAUCUCCAACCGCUGGGUCUGCGAUGGCGCUGAUGACUGCGGGGACGGAACGGAUGAGGACAGCAGAUGCAAGAGCAAGACCUGCAGCCCGGAGGCCUUCCACUGCCCCGGCUCUCACGUAUGCGUCCCGCAGCGCUGGAAGUGCGACGGGGACAAGGACUGCCCCGAUGGAGCUGACGAGAGCGUCAAGGCUGGAUGUGUGUUCAACAACACCUGCGACGACAACGAGUUCAUGUGCCAGAACAGCCAGUGCAUCGCCAAGCACUUUGUGUGCGACCACGACAUCGACUGCGCGGAUGGCUCAGAUGAAUCGCCGGAGUGCGAGUACCAUACCUGUGGCCCUGAUGAAUUCCGCUGUGCUGACGGCCGCUGCCUCAUCCACAAGCACUGGGAGUGCGAUGGCGACUUCGACUGCCACGACCACUCUGACGAGGCCCCCAAGAACCCCCACUGCACUGAGUCAGGGAAGAAGUGCAACGACUCGGCGUUCCUGUGCAAAAAUGGCAAGUGCGUGAACGAGACCCUGCUGUGCAACUAUAACGACGACUGUGGCGACGGCUCCGACGAGCUCAACUGCUUCGUCAAUGAGUGUCUGAACAGCAAGCUGAGCGGCUGCUCCCAGCUCUGCGAGGACCUCACCAUCGGCUACAAAUGCAGGUGUCAUCCUGGCUUCCGCCUGAAGGAUGAUGGGAAGACCUGCGUGGACAUCGAUGAGUGCAAGACCACCUACCCCUGUUCCCAGCGCUGCAUCAACUCCUACGGCAGCUUCCACUGCCUGUGCGUGGAGGGCUUUGCACAGCGCCCUGAUGACCCCACCUCUUGCAAGUCCACCUCUGAGGAGGAGCCUUUCCUCAUAUUUGCCAACCGCUACUACCUGAGGAAGCUGAACCUGGACGGCUCCAACUACACUCUGAUCAAACAGGGCCUGAACAACGCAGUGGCGCUGGACUUCCACUACGCCGAGCAGAUGAUCUACUGGACGGACGUGACCACGCAGGGCAGCAUGAUCCGGCGCAUGCACAUCAACGGCAGCAACGUGCAGGUGCUACACCGCACGUCUCUCAACAACCCCGACGGAUUGGCCGUGGACUGGGUGGGCGGGAACCUGUAUUGGUGUGACAAGGGCAGGGACACCAUCGAGGUUUCCAAGCUGAAUGGCGCCUACCGGACGGUGCUGGUGAACACGGGCCUCAGGGAGCCGCGCGCCGUGGCGGUCGACGUGCGCAAUGGGUACCUGUACUGGUCUGACUGGGGUGACCACCCGCACAUCGGGCGCAUUGGCAUGGACGGGACCAACCGCAGCAUGAUCGUGGAGGAGAAGAUCACCUGGCCCAACGGCCUCACGCUGGACUUCAUCAAUGACCGCAUCUACUGGGCCGACGCCCGCGAGGACUACAUCGAGUUCGCCAGCCUGGAUGGCAGCAACCGCCACACAGUGCUGAGCCAGGAUAUUCCCCACAUCUUCGCCAUGACGCUGUUUGAGGAGUACAUCUACUGGACUGACUGGGAGACCAAGUCCAUCAACCGCGCCCACAAGACCCUGGGCACCAACAAGACCAUGCUGAUCAGCACCCUGCACAGGCCCAUGGACAUCCACAUCUACCACCCGUACCGCCAGCCUGAAGUGACCAACCACCCGUGUCAGACAAACAACGGAGGCUGCAGCAACCUGUGCCUGCUGUCUCCAGGAGGGGGGUACAAGUGUGCCUGUCCCACCAACUUCUACCUGGCCAGCGAUGGGCGCCAGUGUAUGUCCAACUGCACUGCCAGCCAGUUUGUGUGCAAGAAUGACAAGUGCAUCCCCUUCUGGUGGAAGUGUGACACGGAGGAUGACUGUGGGGACAAGUCCGAUGAGCCUGCCGACUGCCCGGAGUUCAAGUGCAGGCCAGGCCAGUUCCAGUGUGGAACAGGAAUCUGUACCAACCCGGCUUACAUCUGUGAUGGAGACAAUGACUGCCAGGACAAUUCUGACGAGGCCAACUGUGACAUCCACGUGUGCCUGCCCAGCCAGUUUAAGUGCAGCCAUCCCAGCCGCUGCAUCCCCGGAAUCUUCCGCUGUAACGGGCAGGACAACUGCGGAGAGGGGGAGGACGAGAAGGACUGCCCGGAGGUCACCUGUGCUCCCAACCAGUUCCAGUGCGCCAUCACCAAGCGCUGUAUCCCGCGCGUCUGGGUCUGUGACCGUGACAAUGACUGCGUCGACGGCUCGGACGAACCGGCCAACUGCACCCAGAUGACGUGUGGAGUGGAUGAGUUCCGCUGCAAGGACUCCGGCCGCUGCAUCCCUGCACGCUGGAAGUGUGAUGGAGAGGAUGACUGUGGAGACGCCUCUGACGAGCCCAAGGAGGAGUGCGAUGAGCGUACCUGUGAGCCAUACCAGUUCCGCUGUAAGAAUAACCGCUGCGUUCCAGGCCGCUGGCAGUGUGACUACGACAAUGACUGCGGGGACAACUCCGACGAGGACAAGUGCGUUCCUCGGCAGUGCUCUGAGAGUGAGUUUGCCUGUAGGAAUGGCCGUUGCAUUGCUGGGAGAUGGAAGUGUGAUGGAGACCAUGACUGUGCUGAUGGCUCUGAUGAGGAUGAAUGUGAUGUGAAGUGCGACAGUGACCAGUUCCAAUGUAAGAACGGCCACUGCAUCCCCAUCCGCUGGCGCUGCGACGCCGACCCCGACUGCAUGGACGGCAGUGAUGAGGAGAAGUGCGACAGCGGAGUUGGGAGACACUGCCCCCUGGAUGAAUUCCAGUGCAACAACACCCUCUGCAAGCCGCUGGCCUGGAAGUGUGACGGGGAGGAUGACUGUGGGGACAACUCGGAUGAGAACCCUGAGGAGUGCAAGAAUUUCCAGUGCCCGCCCUCCAGGAGCUUCCGUUGCCUGAAUGGCCGUGUUUGCCUCUGGAUCGGCAAGCAGUGUGAUGGGGUUGAUAACUGUGGGGACAACACUGAUGAGCUCAACUGCCAGGUGCCUCCGACCACGCCUGUCUGCGAGAAGGACGAGUUCCUCUGCAGCAACAACAGGUGCAUCAGCUCCAGCCUGCGCUGCAACUUCUUCAACGACUGUGAGGACUACGGGUCUGACGAAAUCGGCUGCAAGAAAGAGUCCGGGCUGAAUAACUGUCACAGCAACGGCACUCUGUGUGGGGACGGGGACGAGGCGUACUGCGUCACCAACGGCACAGACUCCUUCUGCUCCUGCAAGCCAGGCUUCCAGAAGACGGGACACAACAGCUGUGAAGACAAGAACGAGUGCAAGCAGUUUGGCAUGUGCUCCCACAUCUGCAACAACACCAAGGGCUCGUACAAGUGCAGCUGCCACAAGUACUUCACCAGGGUCAAGGACACCUGCAAGGCAGACAGCAGCAACAGGCAGGUGCUCUACAUCGCUGACGACAAUGAGAUACGCAGCCUGGACCCUGGCAUGCCCAACUGGGUGUAUGAGCAGACCUUCCAGGGCGACGCCAACGUGCGCAUCGACGCCAUGGACCUGCAUGUCAAGUCCAACAAGAUCUUCUGGACCAACUGGCACACAGGCCGCAUCUCCUUCUACGAGCUGCCCGCCUCCUCACCCAGCUCCAACGGCAACCGCAACCGUCGGCAGAGUGAGACCCGCACCACCCGAGUGACCGACCUGGAGAUCCCUGGCCUGAAGAUGCCGCGUGGGAUCGCUGUGGACUGGGUUGCCGGCAAUAUCUACUGGACCGACUCCGGCCGUGACGUGAUUGAGGUGGCCCAGAUGAAUGGGCAGAACCGCAAGACGCUCAUCUCAGGCAUGAUUGACGAGCCGUACGCCAUCGUGGUGGACCCCCAGAGAGGGAAAAUGUACUGGGCAGACUGGGGCAACCACCCGAAAAUUGAGACCGCGGCAAUGGAUGGCACCAUGAGGGAGACACUUGUCCAGGAGAACAUCCAGUGGCCCACAGGUCUGGCUGUGGACUACUUCAAUGAGCGCCUGUACUGGGCUGAUGCCAAGCUGUCCGUGAUCGGCAGCGUCCGCCUCAAUGGCACAGACCCUGUGGUGGCCGUCAGCAGCAUCAAGAACAAGCUCCACCACCCCUUCAGCAUCGACAUCUUCGAGGACUACAUCUAUGGUGUCACCUACAUCAACAACUUCGUCUUCCGGGUGAACAAGUUUGGCAAGGGCCCCAUGGAGAACCUGACCACGGGCAUAAACCAUGCCACAGACAUCGUCCUCUACCACCGCUACAAACAGCCGGAGAUGACAAACCCGUGUGACAGGAAGAAGUGUGAGUGGCUGUGUCUGCUCAGCCCCAGCGGCCCCGUCUGCACCUGCCCCAAUGGCCGCGUGCUAGACAACGGCACCUGCGUGGAGAUGCCCUCGCCGACAGUGUCUCCUCUCUCGCCCUCUGCCAGGACCUGCAGCCUGCUGUGCCUACACGGUGGCAGCUGCUUCCUCAACGCCCGCAAGCAGCCCAAGUGCCGCUGCCAGCCCAACUACAGUGGAGACAGGUGUGAGGUGGAGCAGUGCAGGAACUACUGCCAGAACGGGGGCACCUGCACCGCCUCUCCGACAGGAACGCCCACCUGUCGCUGCCUGAAGGGAUUCACUGGCCCCAAGUGUAACCUGCUCACCUGUCAGAACUACUGCCAGAAUGGAGGCAACUGUACGGUCAGCCAGGGCAACCAGCCUACCUGUCGCUGCCCGGCGGACUACCUGGGGGACAUGUGCCAGUACAGCAAAUGCGAGGGCUACUGCGAGCACCACGGCACCUGCCUGCAGUCGUCUGACGGCGCAAAGCAGUGCCGCUGCCCCCCACAGUACGAGGGCGAGACCUGCGAGGUGGACAAGUGCCAGUACUGCAACGACGGCAAGUGCAUCCAGGCCAACAGCCACACGGGCGAAGUCACCUGCAACUGCACCAAUGGCAGGAUCCAGCCCAGCUGCUUCACCUGUGAUGACUACUGUGUAAACGGGCACUGCUCUGUCAGUUCACACACCCAGCUGCCAGAGUGCCACUGUCUCCCAGGGUGGACCGGGACUCGCUGCAGCAUCGUUUCUGCCCCUGUGAACACCUCAGACAGCACUGACAGAGCUGCUUCCAUUGCCAUUCCAUUACUUCUGCUGCUAUUACUUGUGCUGUUGGUGGCUGGCACCAUCUGCUGGUACAGGAAGAGAAUGAGUGGGUCUGUAAGGCUGGGCAAAUCCUGUUCCAGACGCUCGCGCGCCAAGGGCUUCCAGCACCAGAGGAUGACCAACGGGGCCAUGAACGUGGAGAUCGGGAACCCGGCCUACAAGAUCUACGAGGGGGAGCCGGACGACGACGUCGGGGAGCUCCUGGACUCGGACUUCACGCUGGACCCGGACAAGCCCACCAACUUCACUAACCCGGUGUACGCCACCUUGUAUAUGGGUGCCCACAACAGCCGCAACUCCCUGGCCAGCACAGACGAGAAGAGGGAGCUGCUGUCGCGGGGGGAUGAGGACGUGGGAGACCCGCUGGCAUAGACUGUCACCCUCUACUGUCAGCCGAGUGCCGCUACACAAACUCCCCUCCCCCCUUUUUUUGCCUUUUUAAAGAAAAAAAAGAAGCAAGAAAAAAAGAAGCGAGAACACUGUAUAAAUGUACAAAAUGAAGGACUACUUUUGUAUGUGAUUGCAGUAUUAUAUUUUGUUCUUUGAAGAUUCCUCUGGUCAAAAAAAAGAGAAACCAUUUUUCUAUACAA